UCAGAGUGAUAUUCAUGUUUGUCUUUUACUUUCUCCAUCAUGAGGUCUUGUUGACUUUCCAAAAUAUUACAUGCUGGUUAUUAGAAAGAUAAGUUAUUUUGUCUGUAGCUAUACUCGGUUUAGACAUAUGCAUACUUUAUUCCUGUCUUUUCUCUAAUAUACUAUCCCAUCAUCUGAAAUUCUUGGCCUCAUUUACAGAUGCAGUUAUUCCAAUCACUUGCUUCAUUUUGGUGUGUCUUUUUGCACUUCAACACUAUGGCACACAUCGCGUUGGAUUUUUCUUUGCUCCGAUUGUGUUAAUGUGGCUACUAUGCAUAAGUGCCCUUGGGUUAUUUAAUAUAAUCCACUGGAACCCGCAUGUCUAUCAAGCUCUUUCUCCAUAUUACAUGUUCAAGUUCUUGAAGAAGACUAGGAAAGGUGGAUGGAUGUACUGCUCUGCAUAACAGGCUCCGAGGCAAUGUUUGCUGAUCUUGGUCACUUCUCUUAUUCUGCAAUUCAGACUGCUUUUACCUUUCUGGUUUAUCCGGCUCUUAUACUAGCAUACAUGGGUCAAGCUGCGUUCUUGUCUCAACAUCAUCAUACGAGUUACCAAAUUAGCUUCUAUGUCUCAGUUCCAGUGUACUGUACAGAAAGUGUGAGAUGGCCUGUUCUCAUAAUAGCAAUUCUCGCUUCUGUUGUGGGAAGCGAAGCAAUCAUUAGUGGAACAUUCUCAAUAAUCAAUCAGAGCCAGUCACUUAGUUGUUUCCCUAGAGUGAAGGUCAUUCACACUUCUGAUAAGAUACAUGGCCAGAUUUAUAUCCCUGAAAUCAACUGGGUGCUCAUGAUCCUCUGCAUUGCUGUGACUAUUGGAUUUAGAGAUACAAAACACAUGGGGAAUGCAUCAGGAUUGGCAGUGAUGACCGUGAUGCUGGUGACGACGUGCCUCACUUCCCUGGUUAUUAUACUCUAUUGGCACAAGCCCCCAAUUGUAGCUCUUUUGGUUCUUCUUUUCUUUGGUUCUAUUGAGUUGCUAUACUUCUCAGCUUCACUCACCAAGUUCACUGAAGGGGCUUGGCUCCCUAUUCUCUUGGCCCUUUUCCUCAUGACAAUCAUGUUUGUAUGGCAUUAUGCGACCAUCAAGAAAUAUGAAUUUGAUCUCCACAAUAAGGUAUCAUUAGAAUGGCUAUUAGAAUUGGGUCCAAGCUAGGAAUUGCUCGAGUACCGGGUAUCGGCUUAGUUUUUACCGAUCUCAUCUCUGGAAUCCCCGCCAAAUUUUCUCGUUUUGUCACUAACCUUCCUGCCUUCCAUUGUGUUCUUGUCUUUGUGUGUGUUAAAUCAGUACCUGUCCCUUUGGUGCCCCCAGCUGAGCAUUAUCUUGUGGGCCGUGUAGGUCCUUCUGCUCAUCGGUCUUAUAGGUGCAUUGUUCGUUAUGGUUACCGGGAUGUGCAUCAGGAUGUUGAUUCUUUUGAAUCGGAACUGGUUUCCAAAUUGGCUGAUUUCAUUCACUAUGAUUGAUAUCUAAGCCAGAACAGUCCCCACGCUGAGGAUGAUGUCGUCACCCACUCAAACGAAUCACAAGUGAAUGUAGAUUAACCGUGAUAGUGACAACUGCAUUUUCUGGCACACCAGCUUACGAGAUUGAGGAAAGCAUGCAACCGGCAAGUGUGUCUGUUGGAUUCUCAACCGUAGAAAGUGUCACAGAUGUCAUUGAAAUGGAGCCUGUGCGUGCUGCCGAAAGAAGAGUUAGAUUUGCCAUUGACGAUGACUCUGAAUCUGAUGUCCGGAUCGACAUGGAGUUGCAGUUCUGAGAAGAGAUACAAGAUCUGUUAGCAGCUCAAGAAGCCGGGACUGCAUUCAUACUAGGCCAUUCUCAUGUUCGAACAAAGCAAGGAUCAUCCGUUUUGAAGAGAUUGGCCAUCAAUUUCGGGUACAAUUUCUUGAGAAGGAACUGCCGUGGACCAGAUGUGGCACUGAAGGUUCCACCAGUAUCUUUACUAGAGGUCGGCAUGGUUUAUGUGGUAUAAGCCUCUGAUCUACGUAGUUUUUGUAGCUUUGUAUGCCAUAGCUGGCCUGUAAAGAAUUAUAUUGUUGCUGUUGUCACGGUC
This is a messenger RNA of Hibiscus syriacus, 2084 nucleotides long. Its product is annotated as potassium transporter 2-like. Gene Ontology annotation, cellular component: plasma membrane. Lineage: Eukaryota; Viridiplantae; Streptophyta; Magnoliopsida; Malvales; Malvaceae. The transcript has 5 exons. Gene Ontology annotation, biological process: potassium ion transmembrane transport. The coding region runs from base 422 to 1186 and encodes 254 amino acids. The record is from RefSeq and is a predicted model, not a curated record. Gene Ontology annotation, molecular function: potassium ion transmembrane transporter activity.